CGCCGUCAUGCACGAGAUCCCCGCUUGAAAACCUAUUCAUCAGUUCUUAGAGACGCAUACCCUCGGAACUGUAUACACAAGGUAUCCCUUUCGAUAGUUCCCUCUGUCCUCGGCUUCGAAUACCUGCUUUGCUGCUGGUUUCAUUUAUUCCUCUCCAGUACCAUCUACCUCAAUGACCUCCCCUGAACACAGCUGGCGACGACCAGACACAUCGUCCUUUUCAACAGAACAAAGGAGCACUACAACGGAGCUUGGUCAAAAAAUGAAUACCCCUUCUCCACCGCCUUCAGCCCGGGAUCGAUUCGAUAUCGGUUCACUGUCACUUUCGGCGACAAAUCCCUUUUUAGCUGGGGCUGCACGAGAAGUGUCCAUGUCGGCGUUGGGAGGGCGCGGAACGCAUGCGGGUGUCUCUCUAGGCCAGGCAACUACGCCGCAGACAAUGCAUGCCCAGGUUGAACCAUGGUAUCAUAACUCUUCGCAGCCAAAUCUUUCAAGUACGUUCAUGUCAACUAUAUCUAGUGACUCGGGAGCGUCAAGCCCUCCAAAGGCAUCACCUGUUUUCGAUCCAUUUGAUGACACACAUGCUAGUGAGGCAAAUAUCUCUCCCAAAGUGGAAAGAUUAAGCCCGAUGAACAAUGGAGGAAUUGGCGCCGGACCAGCAAGUGCGGCGCGUAUCAGUGAGAUGGCAAAGGGGCUUGAAGUGCAACUUGGGCGAGAUCUUCCUGAGAAAUCAUUUAAUUUUGGAGUGCGAAGGAGUACGGUCGCAGAUAUCCAGACAAUUCAAAAUACGUCAUCCAUUAGCAAAUUGCUAACAAGUGAGGCACGCAGCAUAUCCGCUACUACCUCAAACCUCCCUAGAGGGAGUUCGGCAUUGGCUGCCGAGAACUCCACCGGAGGCGGCGUGAAAGAUCUUGCGCGUGCUUUUGACGGACUCUCGGCUACAGCGGGAACAGGCAGCAAGCCUGUGCAAUCUUCGGUUUUUCAGCCUUCUGGUAAAGCAUUCCCGGGCUGGGUCACUUUCGAGGAGAGUGGUUCAGCAAACAACUCGACCGCUAUAGCUCCUACAGCUGCAAACACGGCAGCAAAGCAGGUGACAGAAAUGCUCCCUUCUGUAAAACCUAUUACUGUCGGUAACAGACCUUUACCGAUCAACACUGUAAACCUGUCCCCUGGUUUUGAAGACUUGCGCAGAACGGCUGGGUCUCAGCCCUUAGGGUUUUCUGCAUCUGCUGGGGCACUUCUUCCACCUCCUCCUGGGAGCAAAAUGUCUCCAAGGCGAACCCGAAACGGUGAGAUAUCAAACACCAGUCCCCUGGAGCUUUAUGACGAGCCUUCAUCAAAUGCAAGCAUACAUCCGUCUAGACUGGCCUCGUCACCCUCUAUAUUAACUUCACAGGACGUACUUGAUGACGCACGACCAACCUUUGCAAAUCCCUUUGGGGACGAGUUUGACAUUGCGAAAUCUGCACCAAGCAGUGAAGAUGAACAUUCUGGAGAUGAUGAUGACCGUAAUGAGAACGAAAAAGCUCGUCUGGCAAAUUUAAAAAAAGCCAAGAAGGCAAAGGCGCGGAUGUCAGGAGGGAAGCCUGGAUCCGUUGCAGCCUUAGCCCAAAGUUUUGGAUCAAGUAACGCGUUGGACAGCGUAAAUCCUCCUGCAUUGGGACGAAUAGGAAAGCCAAGCAUUCAUACGACACCAGAUCAACCUCUCCCGCCAUCUAUGUCUGAUCGACACAAUAUUCACUCGAAUCCCUUCUCGGAGAUCAUUACCCCACCCUCGCCCCUCGUACGAAUGGAGUCACCUCACCCGAGAGUAACCCAAACCGACGCAGUGCGCCCAGUAUUAUCAACAAGCCCUCAAAAACCCCCUCUUCCACCACGACCGGUUUCUCCAAUGGAUCGACAAACAGCCGUGCGCCGGGCCGCGUCACCAAAUGCUGUCACCCUACUAGACUCUGCACCACCUUUACCCGCGCGUCCUGUUGCUCGAGCUGUAGAAGAGGCCCUUGAAGCAUAUGCUGCAUCCGCGAGUCCCGCCAAUACGGAAGCGCUCUCCGUCAUAGAUGAUAGAUUCGCUGCAUUAAGAGGACGUGAAAAGUUGUACUCUCCCGAUACGGUACACACGAACCGGCGGCCCCCUGUUGCGGAAGGUCUGCCGAACUCAGAUCUGUAUUUGAAAAGUCCCGCUCGGUGUUUCGCCGUAUCUGGAUACUAUGCAUGUACCGGCUCGGAGAAAAUACGAGUGUGGUACAUUCCAAGUGGGGAGAACAUGCGUACGGUUUCUAUUGGCGAGUCUAAAAUGUAUGCUAUGGCCUUUGCACCAACGUAUUAUAUGGAAGAUGAAGGCCGCUAUUUAUGGGUCGCGUUGGAAAAGGGUGAGAUUAUUGAGGUGGACAUCAGCGUUGGGGAGAUUGUAGAUCGGCGAUCGCUUCAUUCUGCAACAGUGACACAUAUGCUGCGGUAUCAUGGGCAACUCUGGACAUUAGAUGAGAAUGGUGGGCUUAAAAUCUGGAGCAUAGACGCAGACCGACAUAGAAUAACCCUACAGCAACGACCACGGGUGAUUAGAGUGAGUUCAAGGCAAACGGUUGCCUUUGCAGCCAAUGGUCGCUUGUGGACUGCAGCGGGCAAGAUGAUCGAAGUGUACCAUCCCACGGAAGAGGCCUCCUCCUGCUUUCAGCAGAGGUUUGACGGAACCCUGACUGCAGGUCACGUCACCUGUUUCGCGGCGACGCGAGAUGGUACAACAGUGUUUUCCGGUCAUGAUGACGGAAAAAUUACAGUGUGGGAUGCAGUGACCCUUGCGAAGAAGCGCAUAGUCAAUGCGGGGAUGUAUCGCGUCACAUCACUUUUAGGAAUCGGGGAGCAGUAUUUAUGGGCGGGAUUCUCUACGGGAAAGAUUUACGUCUACGAUGUCAAACAUAUGGACGGCGGUUGGACUGCCGUCAAAGAGUUUCCUGCGUACCAUUCUGCAAGUGUGGAUGAGCUCGUAAUGGACGAGCGUUCCAUAUUCCUUUCUGGACGCCUUCAAAUUGCCAGUAUGUCCGAUAAUGGCCAGAUCAGAAUGUGGGACGGCUUUUUGACUAGAGAUUGGAUCGAAAAUCAAUUGAGAUUACGUGAACAUGAGUGUUGUACCUACCGCGAUUUAAAGGUCCUUAUUUGUAGUUGGAAUUUAGACGCCAGCAAACCAGCGGAAUUGGAAGAGAGCAGGGUGCCAGAAGAAUACAAUUUCCUGAACAGAUGGCUGACGGUGGCCGACCAACCUGAGAUCAUUGUGAUUGGAUUCCAAGAGCUUGUGGACUUGGAAUCGAAAAAGGUCACUGCAAAGCAAUUGUUGAAGGGGACCAAGAAAUCUCAACAAAGUCAUAUGGAUCAUCGAUUUAAACUGUGGCAAGAGGCGCUGGUGCGUGCAGUGGAUAUGGCACAAUCCAAGGCGCGGUAUCGCGUUGUGGAGUGUCGGCAGCUGGUCGGUCUAUUUCAAUGCGUCUUCAUUAAGGAGACAGAGAUGGGCCGAAUAAAAGAUAUUGCUGUCAACAUGGUGAAAACAGGGUUGAAAGGAUACCAUGGAAACAAGGGCGGCAUUGCAACAAGAUUUGUACUCGAUGACAGUUCUUUCUGCUUUGUCAACUGCCAUCUGGCAGCACAUCAAAACCAAGUGUCGGCACGUAACAAUGACACGGCUACGAUCCUGAAGGAUGCGCACUUCCCCCCUAAACCAUCAUACGAAGGUGUAUUUGUCGGAGGUGGAGACGGAUCAUUGAUCUUGGACCAUGAGAAUGUCUUUUGGUCCGGCGAUCUAAAUUAUCGUAUUGAUCUCGCCCGUGAGCGUGUCGUUGAGCUUGUGGAACAGCAAGAUUGGGCAACGCUCCAGGAACAUGAUCAGCUGAUCCGGCAGAUGAUGACAAAUCCUUCGUUUGGACUUCGAGGGUUCGCGGAGGGGCCGCUAAACUUUGCCCCUACGUUCAAGUAUGAUGUGGGGACGGAUCGGUAUGAUACAAGCGAAAAGCGGCGAGUUCCGAGUUGGUGUGAUCGGGUCCUCUACCGAGGUCCCGACGUCCGCCUCCAGAUCUACACCCGCUUUUCACCAACUAUCAGUGAUCACCGUCCCAUAGCCGCUAGCUUCAUCGUCCGGGUAAAAUCUGCGAACAAUGACCUCUUCGUACCCGUAAAAGGCGACGUGGAUGCGAAACUUCAAUUCUAUCUAUCGCGAGCAAUCGAAAUUGAAAAGAUCCAGUGGCUGUGCGAUGUGAGUGGAUGCUCCCGUGAAGUGGCUAGAACGUGUUUGGGAGAUGUGGGGGGUGAGCUACGUCUGGCCCGAGAUAGGAUCGAAACCAUGGGUUUGGGAUCUGGAGGUUGAAUACUUUCAUUUUACUAUUCUGCGUGUGCACACCGGCCUGGACCCUGGACUGGGAUUUAUUUUUUUUCCUGUAUAUUCAAUUAUUUCAUAUUAUUAUUAUUUGGAGACUAUGUAAUAAUGAAUGCAUUAUUAUGUUCCAACGCA
Molecule: messenger RNA, 4498 nt
Organism: Spizellomyces punctatus DAOM BR117
Lineage: Eukaryota; Fungi; Chytridiomycota; Chytridiomycetes; Spizellomycetales; Spizellomycetaceae
Exons: 4
Coding region: 173-4354 (1393 amino acids)
Biological process (GO): phosphatidylinositol dephosphorylation
Molecular function (GO): phosphatidylinositol-4,5-bisphosphate 5-phosphatase activity; protein binding
Source: RefSeq, a predicted model, not a curated record